AUGGAGGAUUCGGAUGAAACCGCAUUGUUUGGAGUGUUGGGAGGCAAAUUCCUUUUCAAGAAGCUACCCGACGGAGGCGUUAAUAAACGCGUGGUUAUGUGCAUAUUCUGCCAAAAAGAGUUUGCAUACCACCGCAGCAGUUCAACCCUCCGCUACCAUUUGAACGCCAAGCACCUUGCGCACAGCAAAGAUGCCGCAACGGCAAUUGGCGGCGCGGGUCGUCAGCAAAGCAAACAGCUCGAUAAUGAGACGGGCUUCAGGCCCAGAACGAGUCCGUCAACAUCGGAAAAACUAGCAAACCCACUCGCCAUGUGGAUCGCGCUGGACUGCAGACCGCUAUCAGUGGUAGAAGAUAAAGGACUCGAAAACGCGCUCAAGAUUGCCACAUGUGAUCCAACUUUGAAACUGCCUUCCAAAAAUACGAUUUCAGCCAUCAUCCAACAACUCUAUGACACGGAAAAAGUAGCUAAACUGGAUGCAUUAGAAAAAGCUCAAUUUGUGGCUCUGACUGGGGAUCAUUGGACCACCGUUCGUAAUGCGAAUUACAUCGGCGUCACUGCACACAUUGCCGCGGUCACAGACGGAACAUGGCAUUUUCAGUCUUUUGUCCUGACUGUGCUUGAGACAGACAGCAGACACAAUGCAGAAAACUGCGCGGAACGGUUUCUCUCCGUGGCAGUGAUGUGGGGAAUUCGCCAAAAGAUCACCACCAUUGGAACAGACUCCACACGAACCGCGAUAGCUGCAGCAAGACAUCUCCCGUUCCAACACAGUCCUUGUAUUGCUCACAUCUUGCACAGAACCAUAACAGUUAGCCUUGCUGAAUGUGGUUUUAAUGGUGUCUUAGCAAAGUGUCACAAGAUAGCGGGUCACUUUCAACACGGCCCUGACAACAUGGAGGAGGAACUACCCCGGAAGCAAUCAAGACCGGGCCAAGAAAAUGAGGAACUCAUACGGGAUGUUUCCAUGAGAUGGAAUUCGACGCUUGAUAUGAUCUCCUGUCUACUGAAGAGUCAAGAGGCUUUUGCUUCUUUACACAAUCAGGAGCACAAUCAAGACACAUUAACUCUGACCGAGGUUCUUCAACUCCAAAAUCUUACGACUGUCCUCGAGCCAUGCAGAUUUGUGACUGAGCUCCUCGGAGGUGAAACCUAUGUCCCAUGCUCAGUGGUUUUACCCGCUUUGUGCCACCUGCGCCACACCAUGGAGGUCUCGGGCAGUGACUCCAACGACGCGGUGAAAUUCAAGACCGUCUUCAAGAAAGAGUUCACCCAAUGCGCGGCGACGCUCAACCACGAAUGGCUCAAAGUGGCCACUGUGCUCGACCCGCGUUUUAAGGACUUAAAGUGUCUUGCGAGGGAAGAGCGGGAAGAGGUUUGGAGCCGCCUUGAGGCCCUACUGCAAGAACAGUGCAAAAGGACCAUCAUGAAGGAGCCAGCGAAGAAAAAGAGGCUGCUUCUCUGUUCAUUUGAUUCAGACUCUGACUCAGAUGAGGAAGAACGGUGGCGCAGGGCCCUGAAUUUGUACAGAGUAGAAUCCACCAUCAGCGAGACAGACUGCCCAUUCCAAUGGUGGUCCAGUCGAGUAGGGACCCACUCACAGCUGUCUGUCCUAGCCCGCAAGUAUCUGAGUAGCCCUGCCACGUCGGUGCCAUGUGAGAGGCUGUUCUCACUUGCGGGUCACAUUGUCACAAAAAAGAGAGCUGCCUUGAGCUCGGAAAAUGUGAACAGACUCGUUUGUCUUAGCAACUGGCUGAAAGAGAGAGAGAAUAAGUAG
Molecule: messenger RNA, 1776 nt
Organism: Hippocampus zosterae (dwarf seahorse)
Lineage: Eukaryota; Metazoa; Chordata; Actinopteri; Syngnathiformes; Syngnathidae
Product: E3 SUMO-protein ligase ZBED1-like
Exons: 2
Coding region: 1-1776 (591 amino acids)
Molecular function (GO): protein dimerization activity; DNA binding
Source: RefSeq, a predicted model, not a curated record